AUGAUGGAGCAAGGAGGUGGAGAUUGAGCGAGCAGGAGCCAGGCUUUUUGAUGCCCUCUGUGGACACCAGGUGGCAGCAGCAGCAGCAGCCCGAAGAGUCGCGCUGCCCCGGGUCAGAGCGAGGGGUCUCGUGUUUGUGUCUGCGAGACUCGAAGGGGACCUGGGACACUUCGGGGACCUUGGUAGUCCAGGGGACCAUGUCGGCCUUCAGUAGCGACACGAGCGAGGCGCUGCUCCGAGGCGGCAAGGGGGGGCAGGCGGCGGCUCUGGCGCCUCCGACGGCCCCGGACGAGCUGCGCGGCGUGUUCGAGGUGGAGCGCAGCGCGGCCUUCGUGCGACUCCACAGCCUGCGCACGGUGGCGCUGCAGUUCCCCGACGCGAUGUUGGGCGACGCGGCGCGGGUGGCGUGGGCGCUGGAGGAGGAGAGCGGCGCGCUCUGCUUCGUCCUCGGCGACUCCACCUACGGCAGCUGCUGCGUGGACGAGGUGGCGGCCCAGCACGCCGGGGCAGAGGGCCUCAUCCACUAUGGCCACGCCUGCCUCAGCCCCGCGCGCCUCCUCCCCGUGCUGCGCGUGUUUGGCCGCCGGGAGUGCGACGCGUCGCGGUGCCUCGCGGCGUUCCGCGGCGUCUUCCCGUCCACGGCGCAGCGGGUGGUGGUGCUGGCCGACGUGCAGUACGAGCACGCCCUGGAUGAUCUGGAGAACAUCCUUGGUCCAGAGUACCCUCAUGUGCGGUUCGCUCGAGUUGAGUCUCAACCUGCGGAUCAAACCCCAGAAGACGUGCCGCCGGCUGAGGACCCGUGUCGCACGGACGGCACCGAGCGUGCAUUUGGCCGCCUGCUGCUGGUGGAAGCUGGCUCUCGGCUGGUGGAUUACAGCGUUUUCUACAUUGGCAGGGAGAGCAUCACCCUGACUAAUUUUAUGAUGAGCUGGAGCAAUUGUGAGUUUUUUACGUACGACCCAGAGAGCGGAGAAAGCCAGAGGGCUUCGGCCAGCACAAGCCGCCUGGUGAAGCGGAGGUACUACCUGGUGGAGCGGGCAAGAGACGCCGGCUUCGUCGGGAUUUUGGUGGGCACCCUGGGCGUCGUUGGAUUUUUGGAAAUCAUCGAGCAGCUUAAGCGUGCGUUGGCACGCGCUGGUAAGCGCUGGCAGGUGUUCGUCGUGGGCAAGCCCAACCCCGCCAAGCUCGCCAACUUUCCAGAGAUAGACGUGUUCGUUCUGGUCGCGUGCCCCGAGAACUCGUUGCUGGACGGCGCGGAGUUUUACCAGCCGAUAGUGACACCCUUUGAAAUGGAGGUGGCCUGCAACCGGCAGCGCCCGUGGACUGGAAGCUUCGUCUCAGACUUCAGGGAGCUGCUCCCAGGUUACCCACAUCACGUGCCACUGCCAGAAUCGCAAGAGGAGGAGGAGGGAACGGAGGGAGACGUGUCUCUAAUCACUGGAGCAAUAAGGUGUCAAUCGCGGGGGGUAGAGAACCCCACGGACAUGGGACCCACCGAUGCCCUGCUCGUCCGAGGUCACAACCUGCAAGUGGCGCCCAGCCAAUCGGCAGCUGGUUACCUGGCUGCCCGUGACUGGCAGGGCCUGGACCCGCGUCUUGGUCAGACGCGCGUGUCGCGUGUACAGCAGGGGCGCCGGGGUGUCGCCAUCGCGUACGAAGACGAACACAAGAGCGCGGCGACGUAGCAGCACGCGCCACGAUGAGGCGGUGCCCGCUAUGGCUUGACAGCGUGCACCACGAUGUAGCGGCGUGCACCACGACAUGGCAGCGUGCACCACGAUGUAGCGGCGUGCACCACGACACGGCGGCGGGUGCCACGACUACAUGAGACACACCCUGCCGUCGCCGCACGACAACGUCAAAUGCGCCACUGCCUUGGAAAGCAACAUUUUACACAUCCCAUCAGCGACGCGGCCUGCUGGAAGGGCAUAAUGCAUAUGCAUAAAAGCGUACUUUUAUUUUGCAUGCGGAGGGGUGGAUUUGUGAAGACGGUGUAUAGUCUGCUCUCUUGUAGCUGAAAUGUUUAUAAAAUAUUGCAGGGUUGAUGCAAUGGCAGUAAACAUAAUCGAUUAUUGUUUUUUAAUCGUGCAACUCUUCUUCUUCCUAGCGUUGUUCCCGCUGUGGCGCAGGGUCCGCUUUUCGGCAUUGUCUUCUCCAUUUGGCUCGGUCCAGGGCAUCUUCAGGGGAUGCGUUAACCGUCUUCAUGUCUUCCUUUAUUCGGUCCAUCCAUCGCUUCUUCGGACGUCCGCGUGGACGGCGGCCCUCUGACUCAAUACGCACAGCAGUCUUGGCCACUGAUGACUCUUCAUUUCGCAUCACAUGGCCGUACCACCAAAGCCUUGCCUCAAGCAUCUUGUCCGCAAUGGGGGCCACACCAAGUCGCUUCCGAACGUCUUCGUUCCUGACACGAUCCCAUCGAGUGAGCCCGAGGCUCCAUCUGAGCAUUUUUUAAUCGUGCAACUAAAUCGCCUAAUUAAACAUGUUUUCAAAGAUUAAACUUUUGUAAUUUUGCGUGGAAUAAAGCGAUGCCAAACACCAAGCUAAUGUGCGAUGUACUUUUGAGGCAGUCCUGUAUAAAUUGUACAUUAAAAAGUAAGAUCCCUUACAUACCCGUCCGAUUAUGUUCUAGAAAAACAACCCAAAUCUAUUUAUGCUAAAUAUGCAUUUUAAUUUAACGAAAAUAUACAUGUAAAUAUUGGUAUUCAUUUUACAUUCUAUAAAAAUGGCAUAUAUUUGCAAAUUUUGGUAAGUUAUUGAUGAACGGUAUUCCACUUAAAAUUUAGAUUGGACCUCCCCUAGAUCCACUCAGCCUUAGAUGAGUGCCUGAUGCAUGGUGUGUAAACAUGGCCUUCAUAGAUGCUUGCUGACCAUACUUGCCUCGACAGCCUGUGUACACACAUGCGCUGAUUUCAUUGCUUGAACUUCCUGGUGGACUUUUCCUGGGAUGCUUUCCAUUCCCUGGCCCAAGCCCACUUACAGAAAAGAGAAGUGUUACUGUCUCUAUGCCUCUUUGUUUCUGUCUUCGUGUCGACGUCAUUAUGUCUGUUCUGUGCCUGUAUCGUUUGCAUCUCUGUACUGUAUGUGUCUGUCACGGGCGAGCCUACCAUAAACCUGGGACUCGCAGCUUCUCAUA
Messenger RNA from Lethenteron reissneri (Far Eastern brook lamprey), 3133 nucleotides. It is a transcript of the gene DPH2, whose product is annotated as diphthamide biosynthesis 2. Gene Ontology annotation, biological process: protein histidyl modification to diphthamide. The record is from RefSeq and is a predicted model, not a curated record. Gene Ontology annotation, molecular function: 2-(3-amino-3-carboxypropyl)histidine synthase activity. Lineage: Eukaryota; Metazoa; Chordata; Hyperoartia; Petromyzontiformes; Petromyzontidae.